Centropristis striata (black sea bass) is the source of this 923-nucleotide messenger RNA. Its product is annotated as claudin-10-like. NCBI's taxonomy places the organism in Eukaryota, Metazoa, Chordata, Actinopteri, Perciformes, Serranidae. Gene Ontology annotation, cellular component: plasma membrane; bicellular tight junction. Bases 4 to 705 code for a protein of 233 amino acids. Gene Ontology annotation, molecular function: structural molecule activity. Gene Ontology annotation, biological process: cell adhesion; bicellular tight junction assembly. The record is from RefSeq and is a predicted model, not a curated record. The transcript is spliced from 5 exons.
AGGAUGUAUCCAGAGAUCCUGGCAUUCAUUUUUACCACUUCAGGGUGGUUUUUGGUGUCUUCCACCUUGGUUACAGACUAUUGGAAGUUAUCUACACUUGAUGGAACAGUUGUUGCCACAGUUGUGCACUAUUCCAAUCUGUGGAAGCUCUGUGUCACUGAUUUUAUUGGAGUCUCCGACUGCAAAGAUUUUCCCUCGAUGCUGGCACUGGAUGGCCACAUCCAAGCAUGCAGGGGAUUGAUGAUUGCAGCCGUCUGUCUUAGUUUUUUUGGAUCUACGUUUGCCCUUGUUGGAAUGAAAUGUACUAAAAUCGGAGGAACUGACAAAACCAAAGCCAGGAUUGCCUGCUAUGCUGGAGUAAAUUUCACUCUUAGUGGUCUCUGCUCAUUUGCAUCGUGCUCCCUCUAUGCACACAAGAUAACAACUGAGUUUUUUGAUCCAAAUUUUGUGGAACUAAAGUAUGACUUUGGAGUUGCACUCUUUAUCGGCUGGUCAGGUUCUUUCCUCAGUGUCCUCGGAGGCAGCAUAUUCUGCUUUUCCAUCGCAGAUUCUUUUACCAAAAGCCAAAGUUCAGCAAAGUAUAUCUACAAAGGUGCUGCCUCACAUUCUCAUAUGUCCUCCCACCUCGGAGGGCAGGCGAUGUCUCUAAAACCAGAGUCUGUAAAAUACAGAGAGUCCUCCAGGAUACAGCACUUUGAUACCUGAAACUUAUCUUGAGGAUUCUUUAUUUUCAAUUAAGUAGACAACUUUUGCUUUGUACAUUUAAUCUUAAGUAUGCAAUAUUUUGUAUAUCUUUUCUUGAUUGUGUUUUCUUUAUCUGUAAGUAGCAUAUGUCUGUGACUGUAUUGUUGUAUUUAAUUUAUACCAUUCUGUAAAUAUUUGUGUAUACGUCUAUAUCCUAUAUGUGGCUGUUGCAAGACAUG